GCGGAAGUAAACAAAGCGGGUACCGUUUGUUCGUCUUGAGUUGUUCAUGUGCAGUUUUUGAGCGGAGUCCGUUUCUUACACGUCUGUAAUUAAGAGAUGAACGGCCAAGCCGAGUUAGAUGUGGAUUACAAGCGCAAAUACAAAAACCUAAAGCGUAAAUUAAAGUUUCUGGUGUAUGAGCAAGAAUGUUUUCAAGAGGAGCUGAGAAGGGCACAGAGAAAGCUCCUGAAGGUCUCCAGAGAUAAAAGUUUCCUGCUGGACAGAUUGCUACAGUAUGAGCGGGUGGAUGAGGACUCUUCUGACUCGGAAGCCACGGCGUCCUCAGACAGCGAGGCAGAAGCUCCAAGGGAAAGGGAGCCAGGAAAGAAGAGGAGAAGUCCCGGCGCUCCGUCCCUCGCGUCAUCCUCGUCCCCUCAGCUUUCUCUCCUCUCUCGGCCCGGAGCGAACGCUCUCCAGGCUUCAGCGCCCGCUCAGUACCUCAACACGUUACCCUUCCCUCCUGACUAUUUGGCUCCCUCUGCUGAGCGAGUGAGGAAAGAGAGAAAACCAAAACCACCAAAACAGAGAAAAGAGUCUGCAGGAAAGGUGGUUUCUCCGUUGGCAUCUAACUACCCAGCAGGGAGCACGCCGGGCGCGGGUUCGUUCAGCUGGGUGCCGCGGCAGAUGCUGAGCGGCGACGCUGCAGAGGAGGACGGAGAGAGCGAGGGAGAAAGUGAUGGCGGAGAGGAGGAGAGGGGAGAGGGAGACGAAGCAGAGCUGGUCAUUGACAUUCCUAAUGAGUGAAGGUGAAGUGGACAAAAGACUCUAGUGUUCGUUUAGCAUCAGCGAAGGAUUUAUCCAGCUGUGUCUUGGCUGUAAUUGUGCUACACGUGUCGUCUCCUCUCCACUAUUUUUACAUUUUACAUAACUGCAAAUAUUUAACAAGUAAAGCUACAGCGCAUACGAUAUGUUUUUGGUUAAAAAUGAAAAAAGUCAUUGGUCUGUCUAGGAAGGAAACGCUACUGAAAUCAUGAUGCGAUAUUUGUCCUCAAAGACACACAGCCGCUGUAGGUGUUUUGGCAGACGCUCGUCUGUAUGUGUUGAUUCAGGAUCAGGUAAAUUGUGUGUGUGUGUGUGUUUGUGUGUGUGUAAGAAGGUUGAAAAGAUUUGCUGACUUAUAAUUUAGCCUUUAGGUGAGCAAACUGUCUGUUACAGGGCUUACGUUCCUCACAUUUGAUGAAAAAAAAAAAGAGUUUAUAUGCAUAUACUGCUUGAUCAACAACAAAAAAAAUCUCCCACACUUUCAUACAAGAUUUCAUACAAUCAUGUUUAGCUUUAUUUACACGUGCACACGUGGUGUGGUGGCCAGGUCAUGUGUGAAAAUGAUUCCUCGUGCUCGCAGAACCGCUCUUUCACAAUGUGAGUCCUAGAAGAUGGCGCGUGUCAUCAGGGAGGAAAAAAUCUAUAGAUGUGAUAACCUGGUCAUUCAGUACAUUCAGGUUGUCAGCUGAUUUAAUUUUUUGCCACGCACUGUUGCAAUAACGUUAUGUGGCAGUGUAGUAUUGCAUUAAAAUCAACCACCUGGUCAUUCUUUUUAGAUGGGCAGAGACAUGAUUUACUAGCAAAUCUACCAGCUUUUCUUGUUAUAUUCAACAUCUGGCUGAUUAUUAUUAUUAUUAUUAUUAUUAUUAUUAGUAUUCCUGUUAUGAGAUAAAAUGUCAAAUAUGAUGAAUUGUAAUCAGAUUUUUGUUAAAACUGUGAUCUGUUGGCUCUGUAAUAAUAAAAAAAAUAUUAUUACAGUAUUGUUCAGUUAUUGUGUACAUUUUUCCCCUCUCAAAAUGGAAAAUAAAUACAGCUAGCCAUGGUUAGAAGCCAUGCCCUGGUAAUAUAAUGAGGUGCAGAAGAGCGUAUGAACUCCUAGACAGCUUGCUUACUGUAACCUUUUAUAAACCAGAGCUGAUGCACACAGACAGAUUCAGCUUGUUAUAUAAUCAUACGAGACAUUUUCACUUUUUAGUCCAGUAAUUAGCCAGAAGCUGAAUUUCUGUCUGGUGUCGAAGGCUUUUCUUAGUAGAUUAUCUGCAUACUGUAUUUAAUGUCAAGACACAAAUUGUCUCUGUCCAUCGACUAAUGAUGAUCUGUUACCGCUAAUGGACAGAGUAGGAGGGGAGAGUAGUUUGUGCAUAACAACUGAGCCACAGUCCAUAAUUGUAUACCUAGAACAGUUGAUGUUGCAUAAGUAUUCACCCCCAGUGUGAACCUUUCUAU
Molecule: messenger RNA, 2247 nt
Organism: Clarias gariepinus (North African catfish)
Lineage: Eukaryota; Metazoa; Chordata; Actinopteri; Siluriformes; Clariidae
Gene: ino80e
Product: INO80 complex subunit E
Exons: 8
Coding region: 97-783 (228 amino acids)
Biological process (GO): chromatin remodeling
Cellular component (GO): Ino80 complex; nucleus
Source: RefSeq, a predicted model, not a curated record